AUGUGGUACCUCUUUCUUUUUUCCUUUUCUAACCUUUUCCUUUUUUUUAAUUUCUUGCUUCUUUAUUUAAACUCUUUCUUUUUCUCUUUGAGCACUUUCUUUUUCUUUAAUUCUUUUUUAAGCUGUUUUUUUUCUUUAAUUUUUUCUUCUUCUUUCUUUAUGCUCUUUCAUAUUUUUUCUCUAAGCCUUUUCUUUUUUUUCUAUAAGGUCUUUCCUUUUUUAUUCUCUCAGCUUUUUUUUUUCUCUCUAAGCUCUUUUUAUUAUCUAAGCUUUUUCCUUUUUUUCUUCUCUAAGGCUUUUUGGGAUUUUUUUCGGAGGUGGGACGCAGUUGAGCGAUUUGAGGUGGGAGGAGACAGACAGGCUGGGGGUCAACCGUCUUCGUCGUGUGAAAAUUAUUUUCUUUCGUUUUUCUAUUGCUUAUGUGCAUGGAAACCUUUAUAUCUUGUGCGCCUUUAUCUAUUUUCUCUUCUUUCCUCACAGUCAUUUGCAGACAAGUACAUUCCCUUAUUCUUUCUUUUGUAUUCUCUUUCAUUCUUUCUUUUCUUUCUUCACUCUCAAUUUCAGACAAGUACAUUCUCUUAUUCUUUCUUUUGUAUUCACUUUCAUUCUUUCUUUUCUUUCCUCACAGUCAUUUGCAGACAAGUACAUUCCCUUAUUCUUUCUUUUCAGACAAGUACAUUCCCUUAUUCUUUCUUUUGUAUUCUCUUUCAUUCUUUCAAUUCUUUCUUCACUCUCAUUAGCAGACAAGUACAUUCCCUUAUUCUUUCUUUUGUAUUCUCUUUCAUUCUUUCAAUUCUUUCUUCACUCUCAUUAGCAGACAAGUACAUUCCCUUAUUCUUUCUUUUGUAUUCUCUUUCAUUCUUUCAAUUCUUUCUUCACUCUCAAUUUCCGACAAGUACAUUCUCUCAUUCUUUUUUUUUGUAUUCACUUUCAUUCUUUCUUUUCUUUUUUUCUUUGCAUUUCAAUUUUUUCUUUCCUGUUCUUUCUUUCCUACUUUUUCAUAAUUUUUUUUGUAUUUCUUUCAUUCUUUUUCUUUUAUUCUCUCGCAUUUCCAACAUACUAAAUUCAACCAUUUCUUUUUUCUUUCUAAUUUUCUUUCUUUUACUUUAA
Molecule: messenger RNA, 1110 nt
Organism: Acanthosepion pharaonis
Lineage: Eukaryota; Metazoa; Mollusca; Cephalopoda; Sepiida; Sepiidae
Source: the annotation of a GenBank genome assembly